AUGUCGAGACCCAAGGGACUGUUAUGGCUGCCACUGUUCUUCACGCCAGUCUGCGUCAUGUUGAACUCCAAUGUCCUCCUGUGGAUAACCGCUCUUGCCAUUCGGUUCACGCUCAUUGACAGCCAAGCACAGUAUCCAGUCGUCAACACAAAUUAUGGCAAAAUCCGGGGCCUAAGAACACCAUUGCCCAAUGAGAUUUUGGGUCCAGUGGAGCAAUACUUGGGGGUCCCCUAUGCCUCUCCUCCCACUGGAGAGAGGCGGUUUCAGCCCCCGGAACCCCCAUCGUCAUGGACUGGAGUUCGAAAUGCCACCCAGUUCGCUGCUGUGUGCCCCCAACACCUAGACGAGAGGUCUUUAUUGCACGAUAUGCUGCCCAUCUGGUUUACUGCCAAUUUGGAUACUUUAAUGACCUAUGUUCAAGAUCAAAAUGAAGACUGCCUUUACUUAAACAUCUACGUGCCCACGGAAGAUGGAGCCAACACAAAGAAAAACGCAGAUGAUAUAACCAGUAAUGACCGUGGUGAAGAUGAAGACAUCCAUGAUCAGAACAGUAAGAAGCCAGUAAUGGUCUAUAUCCACGGCGGGUCUUAUAUGGAGGGCACUGGCAAUAUGAUAGACGGGAGCGUUCUGGCAAGCUACGGCAAUGUCAUCGUGAUAACCGUUAACUACCGGCUGGGAAUUCUAGGGUUUUUAAGUACCGGCGACCAGGCGGCCAAAGGCAACUAUGGCCUCCUGGACCAGAUCCAGGCGCUACGGUGGAUCGAGGAGAAUGUGGGCGCCUUCGGUGGGGAUCCCAAACGAGUGACCAUCUUUGGCUCGGGUGCGGGAGCCUCAUGCGUCAGUCUGCUGACCUUGUCGCACUAUUCGGAAGGUCUGUUCCAGAAGGCUAUCAUCCAGAGUGGGACCGCCCUGUCCAGCUGGGCAGUGAACUACCAGCCUGCCAAGUACACUCGGAUAUUGGCAGAUAAAGUCGGCUGCAACAUGCUGGAUACCACGGACAUGGUGGAAUGUCUUCGGAAUAAGAACUACAAAGAGCUCAUUCAGCAGACCAUCACCCCCGCCACGUACCACAUUUCCUUUGGCCCCGUCAUCGACGGCGAUGUCAUCCCAGACGACCCCCAGAUCCUGAUGGAGCAGGGGGAGUUCCUGAAUUACGACAUCAUGCUGGGCGUCAACCAGGGGGAAGGCUUGAAGUUUGUGGAUGGCAUCGUGGACAACGAAGAUGGCGUGACGCCCAAUGACUUUGACUUCUCCGUGUCCAACUUUGUGGACAACCUUUAUGGCUACCCGGAGGGGAAGGACACGUUGCGGGAGACCAUCAAAUUCAUGUACACGGACUGGGCCGACAAGGAAAACCCGGAGACGCGUCGGAAAACCCUCGUGGCUCUCUUCACGGACCACCAGUGGGUGGCCCCCGCUGUGGCCACCGCCGACCUCCACGCUCAGUAUGGCUCUCCUACGUACUUCUAUGCCUUCUAUCACCACUGCCAGAGUGAAAUGAAGCCCAGCUGGGCAGACUCAGCCCACGGCGACGAAGUGCCCUACGUCUUUGGGAUCCCCAUGAUCGGCCCCACUGAGCUCUUCAGCUGUAACUUCUCCAAGAACGAUGUCAUGCUCAGCGCUGUGGUCAUGACCUACUGGACCAACUUCGCCAAAACCGGUGACCCAAAUCAGCCUGUUCCUCAGGAUACCAAGUUCAUUCAUACAAAACCCAAUCGCUUUGAGGAGGUGGCCUGGUCCAAGUAUAACCCCAAAGACCAGCUCUAUCUGCAUAUUGGCCUAAAGCCCAGAGUGAGGGAUCACUACCGAGCGACCAAGGUUGCUUUCUGGCUGGAACUGGUUCCCCACCUUCACAACCUGAAUGAGAUCUUCCAGUAUGUCUCAACGACCACAAAGGUCCCUCCUCCUGACAUGACCUCCUUUCCCUAUGGAACCCGCCGGUCUCCCGCCAAGAUAUGGCCCACGACCAAACGCCCAGCCAUCACUCCCGCUAACAACCCCAAACACUCCAAGGACCCUCAUAAGACAGGGCCUGAGGACACAACUGUCCUCAUCGAAACCAAACGGGAUUACUCCACCGAACUGAGUGUCACCAUCGCCGUGGGGGCCUCCCUGCUCUUCCUCAACAUUCUGGCCUUUGCGGCUCUGUACUACAAGAAGGACAAGAGACGCCACGAAACGCACAGGCGCCCCAGUCCCCAGAGAAACACGACCAAUGACAUUGCUCACAUUCAGAACGAAGAGAUCAUGUCGCUGCAGAUGAAGCAGCUCGAACACGACCACGAGUGCGAGUCACUGCAGGCACACGACACGCUGAGGCUCACCUGUCCCCCAGACUACACCCUGACGCUGCGCCGGUCUCCGGAUGACAUCCCACUCAUGACACCAAACACCAUCACCAUGAUUCCAAACACACUGACGGGGAUGCAACCUUUGCAUACGUUCAACACCUUCAGCGGAGGACAAAACAGCACCAAUCUCCCCCACGGACACUCAACCACUAGAGUAUAGCUUUGCGGUUCCCUUGCCCUCCCUCGGCUCCUCCCCGCCGGAGACAGGGAGAAAGAGAGAAGCAACAUCCCCACGCAAGGAAUGUCUGUCAUCCCACUGACUUAGGACAGAAACAGAAGAACAGCAACAGGGCCACCAUCAUGUCCCUGUGGACCCAUCCCAUUGGCAUUUCCCAGUAUUACGAGAUCAACUUCUGACCCUAUGAAAUGUGAAAAAGUAUCCAUUGCUGUUACAUCCCUGCUUCACCCUCCUCAUCUCUCCAACGAACGUUUAGCGUGACUAGGACAUCGCCGUCUCACGGACCUGGAUGUUUCCAACGCAACACUGAAAGCUGACCCUUUGGGAACUCAGCCAGGGACACUUAAAAAAAAAUUUUUUUUUAAAUUACAAUUGAAAAGCAAAACAAAACCCAACAAAAAAAGUUCUUUAUGUGCCAUACGACGGAUGGCUCCAUGGAAGGAAAGAAAGAGUCUGUGGGCUUUUACCCAGCAUACGGAGAGGAGGAAACAUAGAAUUUUAUUAUUCCGAGAGCAGACUAUGUAGGAACAUACGUAUAGUCCUGUGCAAAGAGAUGUUUUGCCAGCCUGAACUAUAUUUAAGAAACUUUGUAAAAAAAACAAAAAACAAAAAAAUGUAUAUAGCUGUGAGUUUAAACAAAAACACACACAGAGGAAAAAAAAACCAACAAAAAAGCUUUUAUUGGUGUUUUCAGUUUGAAAGAGCCUUUCCCAAGAUUGUGCUUUUCAUUGUGGUCUGUAUGUAUAUAAAUAUAUAUAUAUAUAUAUACACAUUAGUCAUUCACCUCUGUUUCCUCCCGGACACAGGAGGAUUUUCUUCUUAAUUACUUGUGGUCAGCAGAGACACGGGGCUUUCUAACACAUUUCAUUUGUAGGAGAAUGUGGUGUCACUCAGCGGACCCAGACUGUCUGUGCCGUGGGGCGUCCCCCCUUCGCAGGUUGCACAAAUGCAUGCAGCGGCAUUCCUAGGAGACCGUGGUUUCAGAAAACUUUUUUAUUUUUGUGUGUUAGCCUUCACGGAGUUGCAACGCCAGGACGGACCCCCAGCGUGGGGUCCACGGAGAGCUUGUCGAAUUAGAAACACACACCCACAGAGCGAUGGCAGGAGACACAAAACACAGAUCUUGGUCUGUCGUUGUGGUUCUUUGAGUAUGUUGAGGGAGAUUUGCUUCCCACUCCAGGGUCCUGCCAAAAAAGGGAAGAAAGCUUGCCUUUGGUGGGGCCAUGCCCUGCCGAGUAAAUACGGCUCAGUGUUCCCGCAGUGCAGCUGUGGAAGGCUUAACGCUGGUUAAGCUACCUCCUCCGUUUAGCUAAUCAGAUUGAAGCGAGGGCAUGUGUCUUUCCCUUUUUUUUUUUUUUUUUCGGUUUAAGCAGUAAGUCCCUUAUUUAUCAGUAAGCAAGAUUUUUUAAUUCUUCCUAUCAUUUAUUGGACAAAACAUACGCUUGUCUGAAAGUCCUGCCUUCCGUGGACCUAUAUAUCAGUCCCUGAUCCAUGAGCACUGCAGACAGAAAACAAACCCACAGAAAAGGACAGAACGUGAAAAGUGCUUUGCGUGGGUUUUCGGGGAAGUUAGGAUAGCUUUCACCGUCAAGGUAAGAUAUGCAAAUGACUCACCCAUUUUUAAAUCGGCAAGCAAGCUGGGGACCGGAGAUGUGCCCUCCAACACCUUCCCAUGUUCCCAUUGUCCUUUUAAUUCUCCCGAAGGAAUAUUUUUGAGUGUCAUAAGGUGGAAAGAAAAGAUAGCCGUGGUUACUUUGUAUUUUGUCUUUCAAGAAUUAUUGCAGCAUUAGGAAAUAGUAGCCAGAGAUACCUGAAAAUACUGUCUCUGGGCUUGACUGUGGUUAUUUUGCAAAGCCAGGCUUAAAAGUCAUUGCUGAGUUGGGGGUUCUCCGGAAAGAGCAGUCCAACCAACGUCCUUUUGCCCCUCGGGACUACCUUUGCGAACCGAACCCAUACACGAACACUGUAGUGAUGUACGUCAGCGUGUUCGAAAACGCCCUCUAGGAAAAGACAGUCCUUAGAAAUGCACACAAGUCACACAUUCAAUUCUGUCGUUUAUCUGGGGUUCCACGUGGGAGGGGUUCUCUGUAUAUACAUUUGCGACCUGUUUCAAUCCCUCCUUCACACGUGGCGAAGCCACACUCCUUCCCUGCAGCUCGAGGGGUCACGGAUACGAGUUUUGUCCCCCAGUUCAUCACUUUCUAAAGCGAUUGUCAGGUCAUUUCUGCAAGCUGUUUGUUUCCCCCAGCUGGGCUACGGCGACUUAGGCUGUCCAUACAUCUCCACGGGAAGUGAUGCCUGGCAUCGGUGUGGGUCUGGUAUGUUUGUAAUGUGAAUUCCAAUAUUUGUUUAGUAUUUCCAAUUGUCUUCUGCUAGCAAUAUGCACACUAAUGUGUCAGGCUUGUGACAUUUGGAUAAGGAAAAAAAAAAAGAGUUCUUGUUAAGUGAAUAACUUUAGCUUUUACAGAGGAUAUGAUCAAAAGAAAUUUAAUACAUCUUAAAGGAUAUCUUAUUUCUACAUGGAAAGAAGUUAUAGAAUCUUCAUAGAGUUCUAUGAGAAUAAAAUAUACUUGCUAUCUAUAAAAAAGUGAAAAAAGAGGAAAAAAAUAAGUAAAAAACAAAACAAAAAACAAAACAAAACACAAAACAAAACAAAAAACUUUCCUAGGCUUUUAUUCUUGACCUUCACAGGCACGCAGGGUUUAAUGGUUUCUUGAGUUAUUAUUUUGCAAUUUUGUUUUUGAUUUUGCCUUAAGUAAUGAUAGAAGAUAUAUAUGGCUGGACACAUAUGUAUAAACUUUUCAGCAGCAUUUUUAAUAAUAAAAUAUCACAGUAUUUUCUAAUGCUUUGUGCAAAUAA
Ailuropoda melanoleuca (giant panda) is the source of this 5388-nucleotide messenger RNA. RefSeq names its product neuroligin 4 X-linked (gene NLGN4X). The coding region runs from base 1 to 2511 and encodes 836 amino acids. Gene Ontology annotation, molecular function: neurexin family protein binding. The transcript is spliced from 6 exons. Gene Ontology annotation, cellular component: membrane. The record is from RefSeq and is a predicted model, not a curated record. NCBI's taxonomy places the organism in Eukaryota, Metazoa, Chordata, Mammalia, Carnivora, Ursidae.